AUGGGAAAUAAGGUUGUUAUGAUGGCUAAAAGAAGGCAUAGCCUCUACUACUUAGAUGCUCAGAUUUUGAUUGGUCAUAGUGAUGCUAGUCAAGUUGAUGAAACUAUGAAGUGGCAUUCUAGACUAGGACAUAUUGAUGAGAGAGCUUUAAAUGAGCUCAAAAGACAGAAAAUCCUAAGCAAUCCCACUAGUUUCAAGAUAAAUCACUAUGAGAUUUGUUUGUUGGGUAAAAGCACUAAGUUACCUUUCCCAAAAGGCAAACAUGUAUCAAAUAUGCCCCUUGAUUAUGCUCAUGCAGAUUUGUGGGGACCCUCCAACACACCCAUAAUGGGAGGGGCAAGGUAUUUUCUUAGUAUAAUUGAUGAUUGCAGCAGAUUGGUGUGGAUAUAUUUGCUAAAGCAGAAAUCAGAUGCCUUCAAGUAUUUUCAACGUUGGUGUGCAUAA
Molecule: messenger RNA, 444 nt
Organism: Salvia miltiorrhiza (redroot sage)
Lineage: Eukaryota; Viridiplantae; Streptophyta; Magnoliopsida; Lamiales; Lamiaceae
Exons: 1
Coding region: 1-444 (147 amino acids)
Molecular function (GO): nucleic acid binding
Source: RefSeq, a predicted model, not a curated record